CCAGAAUACAGGUUUGUCCCGCUCAAUAAACGAACACCAGCAUCGUCGGCCUUCCUUGCCGCCCAUCGCAUCGGACACCAUGGAGAAGGUACUUUACGGAGAUGAGGCUUUACAAGUCAUCAACAGAGAGCUACGCAGCUCUUUGAAAGCGCGUCAGCUCCUCGGGCCUUUCAAAGAGCACUUCACCGAGCAGGCCGAAACUUUUCUCCACGGCGGGCAAAUUCGCCUGGCUCGCGUGUUCGUUGUCCCUCAUCAAGACACCAUCGCUGUGAUCGACGCAGUCUCCCGAUACUGGGAACGCUUUUUUAGCGCUUCCAUUCAUACUGGAUUGCCGAGCUGGAUGCCAAUCAUUGAAUGCGUGUUGGCGCAAGGCCCGUCGAGACCACUUGUAGCGAAAGUCCUGCAAGCAUCUGGUCCUUCUCACGUCACAGCUUUCUACCGCGGUCAGCUGAUGGCACGUGUCACACCCCUACUCCUCGUCAGCCUGGCGCUUCUUGAUGGCGCCACCAUGCACAUGUCGCAAACACAUCAGAAGGACGUUGUGCUCCGGCUAGUAGGCUUUCGCUCAGGAACCUAUCCGUUGGAUGUCGAUUAUCAAGGCUUCUUACAAACAGGACAGUCAUGGCACAACCCUAAUGACCUCCUACCAUCGUCCGACAUUCAGCAGGCUAUCCGUCUAUGCGGAUUUUCGGGUCUUGAGGAUGAGAUACACACACUAGGCUUCCUCCAGCAACAAAUGAUGACGCUUCCGGUGGCUACCCAAUACAUGCGCCUCGCCAUGCAAGCUUAUGAAGUAGCUUUCAUUGGCUUCGACAGCAAAAGUGUUUUAGUGCCAUUCCCUUCAUCCAACUCCGAAGCAAACUCACGUCCAAAUCUGCAGCAGCGGCAGAAAAAUCGACAGGAUGAGGAAGAUCUGGACAUUGACGCCAUAUCGCCCUGCGAGACAGAUCAAAAGUGCCAACACCUACUCGAAGAAGCUAUGGGAGCUUUACGUGAAUUAAUGAGCUCAGAGUACUUUACGUUCUUGCUCAGCGUCUUCCUAUACACUGACGAUGCUCGCGCCCUUCAAGGUCGCGCCAGCGGCAGGGAUCGACUUGGCUCGAAGGGGUCCAUGGGCAGCAACAUUAAGUUGAGAACUCGGGUGCAGCGGGAGAUCAAUCCCUUCGGCGACGUCGAUCGCUUCGCGAUCGGCGUCAUUGCCGACAAUCGUUGUGCGAUGCGCGUACACCGACCGGUGCCCUCUCAGACAGGGAAUGACAGCGUUCGACUCUUGCCUCUCGCUGAGUCUGUCGGUGGCAGGCCCAUCUACAUCAUCGCUUACGGCACCUUCUUUCUCUUCUUCCUCCUCGUUGCCCUUGCGCGAAACAUCCAGACGGUGUUCGUCGCGCGCUUCCUCUGUGGAGCUGCCGGCUCCGUGGGUGCCACAAUGGUGGAAGGCACUCUGUCGGACAUCUGGACCCGUGGGGAGCCUCAUCUCAUCGGUCCCUUCGGCUGCGCUGGUCUUCCUGACCUUCAAUCGCGAGAUUUAGCUCUCUGUCAGGCAGAGGAAGGGGCAGCCAAGCGAAAGGCCCACCCUGGCUGGCAUGGCCAGGAAGAUCAAAGCUUCGCUCUCGACCUCGCUCGUCAGACCGCUGAGGGAUCGGUGCCCCUCGUCUUUGCGCAGUACGUUAUCGCACAGGGGCCUAGCUUCGUGGGCAUGGCUAUCGACGCCUUGAUCGGUUUUGCUAUCCACCUCAUCUAUGUCCAGCGUUCCAAGCGUCAAGCCGGCAGCACGCCCGAGACGAGGCUAGGCGAGGCAACGGGCUUCUUCUUCUAUGCGUGGACCGGUCUGCCGCAACUUCCGUGGAUCGUACCCCAGAUUGCCUCGGCCUGCAUCACGGUCCGCCGGUACUCGGUCUAUGCCUGCAUUCUCAUUCACCUGUCCGAGUGCUACGGUUUGUAUACAUCGUCGGCGCUUGCCGCUCAGAGCUUCCUUCGGAAUGUGUUUGCCACCACCUUUCCAUUGUUUGCAGCCGAUAUGUACCGCAAGCUGACGUAUAGAUGGGCGUCUACGCUUCUGUGCUUCCUCGCCGCCACCCUCGCCCUAUUUCCUUUUCUCCUCGUCCGCUACGGCAAUGCGCUGCGCGAACGCUCGCCUUUUGCCACCAAACAGAUACUUGCACAGCUGCCAGUGUCCACGGCUCAUAGACGAUCCCUUGCCGCAACUGAAAGAAGCGAGAUUUCUGUACCGUUGCCCAUCCGUGCUCUGCUGGAGCUGCUGAUCGUCCGUUCUUGCAACGACGACAUGGACAAAUUCUUCGACGUCCUCAAGUGCCUGCAACGACGGGCUUGUCUGGAAGACGACCCAGAGGAGGGUUGCCUUUUGUAGAAGCACCGCCUUAUUGUGUGAUCAGGGCAGGCUACAUGCCUUCUCGGCUGCCACACACC
Molecule: messenger RNA, 2427 nt
Organism: Acaromyces ingoldii
Lineage: Eukaryota; Fungi; Basidiomycota; Exobasidiomycetes; Exobasidiales; Cryptobasidiaceae
Exons: 15
Coding region: 80-2368 (762 amino acids)
Biological process (GO): transmembrane transport
Molecular function (GO): transmembrane transporter activity
Source: RefSeq, a predicted model, not a curated record